Molecule: messenger RNA, 1494 nt
Organism: Plasmodium vivax (malaria parasite P. vivax)
Lineage: Eukaryota; Apicomplexa; Aconoidasida; Haemosporida; Plasmodiidae
Exons: 6
Coding region: 1000-1494 (164 amino acids)
Source: RefSeq, a predicted model, not a curated record
GUAUGUAAAAUUUAAAAGUAUUAAUCUUUGGAUUUAAAGAAAUGUGAGGGGGAAAAAACUUGGUUUCUUUUCCUUCUUACAAUGUGAAAAAGCAAAGCAAAAGAAAAGGUAUGUCACAUAUUUACUCACAUACUUAGUGAAAAACAUACAAACGAGUAUGCAUACUAUAUUUUUUCAAAGCAAAGGGAAAUGUAUUAUGAAUUUUUUUUUUUUCUCAAAAAGAAAUGUAUUGUAUAAAGUAUAUAUGGCAAAAAAAAAAAAAAAUGUAUACUCAUGUGAUGCAUAUAUAUUUAUGUAAAUCCCUUUUAUCGUAAUCGCUUAAGGAUGGAUACGUUAUGCUAAAGCGUGACACUGCAAUCGCUUGAGGGAAAGCAAGAAAAAAUAGAGUUACGCACGAACAGUUUUCGCAAAAAUAAAUGUUUACUGGAGAUGAUGCUUAAGUGUGAGUCAUGGCAUGGCCUGUUUUAUGUAAUGUCAUGUAAUGUAAUGCAAUGCAUCAGCGUUUGUGUUAACUUUUGAACUUCUGCGAGUACUCUUUGAAAUUGUGUCAACUCAACACAUAUACGCAUGUGAGCGUUUAAAGGAAAAUAUGCCUCUUCACGAGUUAGAAAAUUGGCACUUUGCGUUCGUUCAGCAAUUUGGCAAUUCCUCGCUCAGCCGUUCACAGAUUGGCAGAUUAGCAGAUUGCAGUGUUCACCCGAUUGAUUAGCGGCUUACAGAUUAGCACCGUAUCGGCUUAACCGUUCAUCGUUCAAAUGGGCAAUCCAGCAUCGCACGUAAACACUUAAGCGCUGCGCCUUUUGCACAUGAGCAGAAAUGCUUCCAAGUGAAAAACUAAGUGAGCAGAGAUCAAAUGCAACCUGUAGAGAACAGGAAGGAUAAGAUACAUACGGAGGGCGGCAAAAGUGUAAAAAGUGUCAAGUGUGUCAAGUGUGACGAGCGUGCUAAACGUGUGGAGGGAAAUGCCUUAAAAACACAUUUCGUCACAGCCCCCUCUUGAUGCAAAAGAAGCCCUUUUCAGAACAAAUAAUAAUCGACUCAUUACGAAAAGCCCAAAAUGAACUAGAUAGGGGCUCUCUUUAUUCACUACAGGAGUCAGUCAACAGCAAUUGCAACUGCCUGAAUGAAGAGAAAAAGGCCAAAUUCCGAAAGGCCUUUGACGAAUUAAAUGCUCUGCUAGCCGUUAAGUCGAAUUUAACGGAGGAGAAAAUUCAAAUAUUAUCUGAAAAUAAUUCCAAUGGGUAUAAAAAUAAAGAAAUUUUGGGUCUAUUCAUGACGGGUUUUUUCUUUGCCAUCGGUUCAGUCACCCACUCUGUUUUUUAUUUGGUGAGCGUCUACGGUCUUUAUGUACUGCAUAAAGCCUCCAAGGAAAAUGAUAGCAAAAUUUACGUUGAAAGGAAAUUAAAUGAAAAUAAGGAUAAACUGUUAAGGAAUAAAAAAAGUAUACAAACCAUUUUGUCCGCUUUGGAGCAGGAUUUGAUGAAAAUAAAAUAA